AUGACCAUCCCAGAGACCACCACAACCCCCUCAGGGGAUACCUCAGAGACCACUACCACCACCACCACCUCAGGGACCUCGACCACCUCGAGCACCUCCACGGCCUCCUCAGUGACCAUCACGACCACAUCAGAGACCGCCCCAACCUCCUCAGGGACCAUCUCCACCAUCCCAGGGACCUCCACGACCACCCCAGAGGCCACUCCAACCACCUCAGUGUCCACCACGACCUCAGGGACCACCACAAACACCCCAGAGACCUCCACAGCCACCUCAGGAAUCAGCUCCACCACGCCAAUGACCACCACGACCCUCCCAGAGACCACCACGGCCUCCUCAGGGUCCACCACGACCACCCCGGAGGCCACUCCAGCCACGCCAGUGACCACCACAACCACUCCAGAGACCCCCACCACCAUCGCAGAGACCACCACGACCACCUCAGGGACCUCGACAACCUCAGAGACCACGUCUGUCACCUCCACGACCACAUCAGAGACCGCCCCAACCUCCUCAGGGACCACCUCCACCAUCCCAGGGACCACCACGAGCACCUCAGUGUCCACCAUGUCCUCAGGGACCACCACAAGCACCCCAGAGACCAUUACGACCACCUCAGGGACCACAACGACCUCAGAGACCUCCACAACCACAUCAGGGACCACCUCAGAGUCCACCACGACCACCUUUGGCACCUCCACGACCACCUCAGAGACCACCCCAACCUCCUCAGGGACCACCAUGACCCCAGGAACCUUCUCCACCACCUCAGGGACUACCACGACCACCCCAGAGACCUCCACCACCAUCCCAGAGACCACCACGAGCACCUCAGGGACCUGGACCACCUCUGUCACCUCCACGACCAUCUCAGGGACCACCACGACCACAUCAGAGACCACCCCAACCUCCUCAGGGUCCACCACCACCUUCCCAGGGACCACCACAAACACCCCAGAGACCACUAUGACAACCUCAGAGUCCACCACGACCCCGUCUACGGCCAUCACCACCACCUCAGUGACCUCCACCACCUCAGGAAUCUCCACGACCACAUCAGGGACCACCAUGACCACCCCUAAGGCCACUCCAACCACCUCAGAGUCCACCACCACCACGUCAGUGACCUCCACAACCUCAGGAACCUCCACAACCACCCCAGAGAUGACACCGACCACCUCAGCAACCUCCACGACCACCUCAUGGACCACCAUGACCACCUCAGGGAUACCCACGACCACCCCAGUGUCCACUCCAACCUCCUCAGGGACCACCACGACCAUCCCAGGGACGUCCACGACCACCUCAGGGGCCACCAGCACUGACAGGAUCACCACGACCAGCGCAGAGAUGACUCCAACCACCUCAUGGACCACCAUGACCACCUCAGGGAUACCCACAACCACCUCAGAGUCAGAGUCCACCAUGACCACCCCUGUGACAUCCACAACCACCUCAGGUAUCACCUCAACCACCUCAGUGACCUCCACAACCUCAGUGACCUCCACGACCAGCCCAGAGAUGACACCGACCACCUCAGCAACAUCUACGACAACCUCAUGGACCCCCACGACCACCCCAGUGUCCACUCCAACCACCUUGGGGACCACCACGACCACAGCAGAGACCACACCAACCUCCUCAGGGACCACCUCAGGGCCCUCCACGACCACCUCAGGACCUUCUUCGACCACAUCAGGGAUCUCCACAACCACCCCAGAGAUGACACCAACCACCUCAGGGACCACCACGACCGCCCCUAAGACCACCCCAAUCCCCUCAGAAUCCACCAUGACCACCUCAGGAACUUCCACGACCACCUCAGUGACCUCCACAACCUCAGGGACCUCCACAACGAGCCCAGAGAUGACACCAACCACCUCUGCAACCUCCAUGACCACCGCAUGGACCACCAUGACCGCCCCAGAGACCACCACGACCUCAGGGAUACCCACGACUUCCCCAGAGACCACUCCAACCACCUCAGGGACCACCCCAACCACCUCAGUGACCUCCACAACCUCAGGGACCUCCAUGACCAGCCCUACCUCCUCAGGGACCACCACCACCUUCCCAGGGACCUUCACAACCUCAGGGACCCCCACGACCACCCCAGUGGCCACUCCAACCACCUCAGGGAUCACCACCACCAUCCCAGGGACCUCCACAACCUCAGGGCCCUCCACGACCACCUCAGGACCUUCUUCGACCACAUCAGGGAUCUCCACAACCACCCCAGAGAUGACACCAACCACCUCAGCAACCUCCACGACCACCUCAUUGACCACCACGACCGCCCCUAAGACCACUCCAACCCCCUCAGAAUCCACCAUGACCACCUCAGGAGCUUCCACGACCACCUCAGGGACCACCACGACCUCCUCAGGGUCCACCAUGACCACCUCAGGGAGCACCAUAACCACCCCAGAGUCCACUCCAGCUACGACCUCAGGAACCUCCACGACCACAUCAGGGACCACUAUGACCACUUCAGGGACACCCACGACCACCUCAGUGACCUCCACAACAAGCCCAGAGAUGACACCAUCCACCUCAGCAACCUCCAAGACCACCUCAUGGACCACCACAACCACCCCAGAGUCCACCACCACCACCUCAGUGACCUCCACGACCUCUGAGACCUCCACGACCACAUCAGGGACCUCCACAGCGAGCCCAGAGAUGACACCAACCACCUCAGCAACCUCCACGACCACCUCAUGGACCACCAUGACCACCCCAGAGUCCACUCCAACCACCUCAGGGAUACCCACAACCACCCCAGAGGCCACUCCGGCUACUUCAGGGACCAUCACGACCACCCCAGAGACCUCCACAACCUCAGGGACCACCACGACCUCGGGGACCACCACGACCGCCCCUAAGACCACUCCAACCCCCUCAGAAUCCACCAUGACCACCUCAGGAACUUCCACGACCACCUCAGGGACCACCAUGACCACCCCAGAGUCCACUCCAGCUACGACCUCAGGAACCUCCAUGACCACAUCAGGGACCACUAUGACCACUUCAGGGACACCCACGACCACCUCAACCUCCACGAUGGCAGGGACCACCACAACCACCUCAGAGUCCACCACCACCACCUCAGAGACCUCCACGACCUCACAGACCUCCACAACCACCUCAGGGAUCUCCACAACCACCCCAGAGAUGACACCAACCACCUCAGCAACCUCCACGACCACCUCAUGGACACCCACGACCACCCCAGUGUCCACUCCAACCACAUCAGGGACCACCACGACCUCAUCAGAGAUCAUCCCAACCACCUCAGUGACCUCCACGAGCUCAGGGACCACCAUGACCUCCCCUAAGACCACCCCAACGCCCUCAGAAUCCACCAUGACCACCUCAGGAACUUCCACGACCACCUCAUGGACCACCAUAACCACCCCAGAGUCCACUCCAGCUACGACCUCAGGAACCUCCACGACCACCACAUGGACCACCAUGACCACCUCAGGGACCACCACCCCCAUCCCAGGGACCUCCACGACCUCAGGGCCCUCCACGACCACCUCAGGACCUUCUACCACCACAUCAGGGAUCUCCACAACCACCCCCGAGAUGACACCAACCACCUCAGCAACCUCCAGGACCACCUCAUGGACACCCACGACCACCCCAGUGUCCACUCCAACCACCUCAGGGACCUCCACGACCACAGCAGAGAUCACCCCGACCUCAGGGACCACCACCACCAUCCCAGGGACCUCCACGACCUCAGGGCCCUCCACGACCACCUCAGGACCUUCUACCACCACAUCAGGGAUCUCCACAACCACCCCAGAGAUGACACCAACCACCUCAGGGGCCACCACGACCUCAGGGACCACCAUGACCACCCCAGAGUCCACUCCAACCACCUCAGUGACCUCCACGACCUCAUGGACCUCCACAACCACCUCAAGGACCACCUCAGAGUCCAUCACCACCACCUCAGUGACCUCCACAACCUCAGCAACCUCCACGACCACAUCAGGGACCACCAUGACCACCUCAGGGACACCCACGACCUCAGGGAUCACCACGACCUCUCCUAAGACCACCCCAACCACCUCAGAAUCCACCAUGACCACCUCAGGAGCUUCCACGACCACCUCAUUGACCACCAUGACCACCCCAGAGUUCACUUCAACCACCUCAGUGACCUCCACGACCACAUCAGAGACCACACCAACCUCCUCUGGGACCACCACCACCAUCCCAGGGACCACCACGAGCACUCCAGAGUCCACCUCAACCACCUCAUUGACCUCAACAACCUCAGGAACCUUCACGACCACCGCAGAGACCACCACCACCUUCCCAGGGACCACCAUGACCACCCCAGUGGCCACUCCAACCAUCUCAGAGACCUCCACGACCUCAGGAACCUCCACAACCACCUCAUGGACCACCAUGACCACCUCAGGGACACCCACGACCACCCCAGAGGUCAUCACAACCUCAGGGACCACCACUACCAUUCCAGGGACCACCAAGACCACCCCAGAGUCCACUCCAACCAUCUCAGAGACCUCCACGACCUCAGGGACCACCACGACCUCCCCUAAGACCACCCCAACCACCUCAGAAUCCACCAUGACCACCUCAGGAACUUCCACGACCACCUCAGGGACCACCAUGACCACCCCUGUGACAUCCAUAACCACCUCAGGGACCACCCCAACCACCUCAGUGACCUCCACGACAUCAGGGACCACCACAACCACCCCAGAGGCCACUCCAACCACCUCAGCCACCUCCACAACCUCAGGAACCUCCACAACCAGCCCAGAGGUGACACCAACCACCUCAGCAACCUCCACGACCACCUCAGGGACCACCACGACCAUUCCAGGGACCACCACACCUCCACAACCACCUCAUGGACCACCAUGA
Molecule: messenger RNA, 4908 nt
Organism: Onychostruthus taczanowskii (white-rumped snowfinch)
Lineage: Eukaryota; Metazoa; Chordata; Aves; Passeriformes; Passeridae
Product: mucin-2-like
Exons: 3
Coding region: 1-4908 (1635 amino acids)
Source: RefSeq, a predicted model, not a curated record